GCCUACCUAUCGAGAGAGUUUAGUACCUGCCUAAUGAUGUUAAAGUUGAACACAAAAAAGUUAUUCUAUCUAAAAGCAACAACAAUAUUGAAUCCUACAAUACAUUAUUAUCACAUCUCAUAAGUUCAGUCUGUUAGUAGUAAAGUCAAGUAUUUAAUUGUUUAUAGUUCUUGGCAUUAACUAGUUGUAUGAGCUCUUGUGUGGGGGAGUAAUGGAUGAUAAAAAACGGAAACUGACUAUUCUGUAUGGCAGCCAAACAGGAUCAGCACAGGAAGUAGCAGAAAGGAUGUGGAGAGAGGCUCGGUGCAACCAUUUCCAUGGGCCAGUUAAAGCGAUGGAUGACUACACAGUUUCUGAACUUAUAUUUGAACAAUUGGUGGUUUUUGUAUGCUCAACUACUGGACAAGGAGAUCAGCCUGAUAACAUGAAGAAAUUCUGGAAAUUCUUGUUGAGAAAAAACUUGCCUGUGGAUUCUUUAAGAAAUCUUCGGUUUGCAGUUUUGGGUCUUGGUGAUUCAUCAUAUGUUAAGUUCAAUCAUGUUGCAAAAAAAUUACAUCGCCGUUUGGAAGGACUUGGAGCUCAUGCCCUGUGUAACGUAGGGCUUGCUGAUGAUCAACAUGACCUUGGAGCUGAUGCUGUCGUUGAUCCUUGGUUACAGAAUCUUUGGAACAUCUUAAAUAUCAUGUAUCCUCUUCCUGUGGAAUUGUCUUCUCAAGCUGUUACAUUUCCAUCUUCAAGGUGGAAUGUAGUGCCUUCAGAUGUGAUCCUCUCAAACAGAACAGAAUGGUUACAGUGGGAAGACAACUCCUCUCUCUGUCCGGUUUUUGCCAAUCAGCGGAUUACUCAUAAUCAGCAUUUCCAGGAUGUGAGAUUAAUAAAACUGAAAAGUUCUCUUUCAUACAGCCCUGGAGAUGUUGUGAUGAUCAGACCUCAGAACCUACCAGAAUCAACAGAACAGUUGCUAGAAAUACUUAAAAAUCACAAUCUGCAUUGUCUAAGGCCUGACACGAUGUUGACUAUAUUGAGCAAGGAUGAUGAUAUGCCUGUCCCUCCUGCACUUUCUCAUCCAGUUACUUUACAUCAGUGUGCUCAGCUGUAUUGGGACCUAAAUGCUGUUCCCAAGAGAUACACAUUCCAGAUAAUGUGUAACUUCACCACAUCAGAAUUGGAGAAGGAGAAGUUACAGGAACUGAUCAGUGCAGAAGGCCAGGAAGAUCUGUUUAAAUAUUGUAAUCGUCCUCGCAGAACUAUUCUAGAAGUACUCUCUGAUUUUCCUUAUGCAUCUGCAAAUAUUCCAAUAUCAUAUUUCUUUGAUAUCUUUCAACCAAUUCGCCAAAGGGCUUUCUCUAUUGCAUCAUCUCCUAAGGCUCAUGCUGGGGAAAUACAUAUCCUACUGGCUGUGGUUCAGUACAAGACAUCACUAUUUAAACCCAGAUUAGGGCUGUGCUCCAACUGGCUAGCUUCAUGUUCCAUCAACAAUCACUUGCCAGUGUGCAUUAAAAAAGGCUCUUUUACAUUUCCUCUGGACAACAGUAUUCCAAUAAUCAUGGUAGGACCUGGAACUGGAGUGGCUCCAUUCCGCAGUUUUAUCCAGGAGAGAGUGUGCUCAGAUUCAGCAGACAGUGACACUCUUUUGUUGGUCUUUGGCAACCGCAACCACAUGGCAGACUUCCAUAUGGCCGAUGAAUGGAAAUCUUUGGAACACAUGAGAAAACUCACGCUCCUCACAGCCUUCUCCAGAGAUCAACCUCAUAAAAUUUACGUACAGCACAUUAUCGAGAAGGAGUCUAGUUUGAUAUACAGGUGGUUGGAGCGAGGAUGUUGGAUCUAUGUGGCGGGGAAUGCCAACAACAUGCCAGCUGCGGUCAGGAAUGCUUUUGUAGCAGUUCUUCAGGACAAAGGUGGUCUUGUUCCUCAACAAGCAGAUGAUUUCAUAACCUCUAUGGAGUCUAAAGGAAUGUACCAGACUGAAACUUGGUCUUAAUUGAUUUUGUGAUAUUAACUAAAUCUUUAGCAAUAACAUUAAUUUUAAAUUUGUUGUGUUGCAUUGUUUUUCAAAAAUCAAUACCAUUUUAAUAAAAACUUGAAUGAAGUGA
Messenger RNA from Homalodisca vitripennis (glassy-winged sharpshooter), 2096 nucleotides. RefSeq names its product NADPH-dependent diflavin oxidoreductase 1. The coding region runs from base 212 to 1984 and encodes 590 amino acids. The record is from RefSeq and is a predicted model, not a curated record. Lineage: Eukaryota; Metazoa; Arthropoda; Insecta; Hemiptera; Cicadellidae. The transcript has 10 exons. Gene Ontology annotation, cellular component: cytosol. Gene Ontology annotation, molecular function: flavin adenine dinucleotide binding; FMN binding; NADPH-hemoprotein reductase activity.